Drosophila bipectinata is the source of this 794-nucleotide messenger RNA. RefSeq names its product Actin-related protein 2/3 complex, subunit 5 (gene Arpc5). Gene Ontology annotation, molecular function: actin filament binding. Gene Ontology annotation, cellular component: actin cytoskeleton; Arp2/3 protein complex; cytoplasm. The record is from RefSeq and is a predicted model, not a curated record. Gene Ontology annotation, biological process: cell migration; Arp2/3 complex-mediated actin nucleation; regulation of actin filament polymerization. Lineage: Eukaryota; Metazoa; Arthropoda; Insecta; Diptera; Drosophilidae.
AAUCGGCGGGCACACUGCCACACACUGCCGGACUCUUCUUCGUGAUUCAUUUCUUUGGGUGGCAGAAAAGAAAAUAUUUAUAAAAACAUGGCCAAAAACACAUCUAGCAAUGCUUUCCGUAAGAUCGACGUAGACCAAUACAACGAGGACAACUUCCGGGAGGACGACGGUGUGGACAGCGCUGCCGCAGGGCCAGACGAGAGCGAGAUCACAACACUGCUUACGCAGGGCAAGUCUGUGGAGGCCCUGCUUAGUGCCCUCCAGAACGCACCACUGCGCUGCAAGAACCAAAAUGUUAAGGACCACGCCCUAAAUAUAACACUGCGAGUGUUGCUUUCUAUCAAGUCGACACAAAUCGACCAGGCCAUUGACACCGUGGACCAGAACGACUUGAUUGAUGUGCUUAUGAAGUAUAUUUAUCGCGGAUUCGAGAUUCCCUCGGAGGGAUCUAGUGGACACCUGCUUCAGUGGCAUGAGAAAGCCUUCGCUAAAGGCGGUGUUGGCUGCAUCGUGCGAGUCUUGUCGGAUACGAACCGUGCCUAGGCGGGGCUACCUCAACCAAAGGCUUUCACUGUUUCCCUUACCAUCUGUCUUUAGUCCCUUUGCGUCGUGGAGCAUUUAUUAAAUGCCGGCUUGGAGCUGUGUAGACCAAUUCCUUCUGCCAAUUAUCGAUUUCCCGGGAAAUGAUCUGAUAGCCUUUUCAGUCAAAAAGUCGGAAUAAUGCAAAUGACAAAGUUUUCCAAAUUAGAUCUUAACUAAUAUUCAAGUAUUAAAGUUUUUAUUACGAAAUGUGA